AGCAUCAUCACAACAGCAGCAGCUAUUGGCUCCUUCCACAUAGUGAGUGAGAGUGCAGCUUCACUCCCUCUUCCUCUCCCCUCUCUCUCUUUUUCUCUCUCUCGUUGUGUCUCUCAGAUUAAAAGGAGUUCCUGUGCGAUAAGAGCACGUUGGUGGAACACCCACACGCCUCCACUGCAUGGCUCUCACAAAGAUAUCAUGGCGUCCAACAUACAGAAGCUCAAAGUUUCGGAAUGUGUAUGGCAAGGCAGGCAACCGAGAGCAGUGCUUCGAUGGCAUCCCCAUCACCAGAAACGUUCAUGAUAACCACUUCUGUGCUGUCAAUGCCAAGUUCCUGGCCAUUGUCACUGAGACUGCAGGUGGAGGGUCCUUUCUCGUCAUCCCUGUCAACAAGGCUGGGCGAAUCGACCCUCACCAACCUAAAGUGUGCGGCCACCAGGGAGGCGUGCUGGACAUCAAAUGGAAUCCCUUCAUCGACAACAUCAUAGCCUCCUGCUCAGAGGACUGCUCUGUGCGGAUAUGGGAGAUUCCAGAGGGAGGGCUGAGGCGGAACAUGUCCGAGGCGGUGCUGGAGUUGUAUGGACACAGCCGACGAGUGGGUCUCAUAGAGUGGCACCCCACCUGUAGUGGUAUCCUCUUCAGCGCUGGCUACGACUUUAAGAUCCUGAUCUGGAACCUGGAGGUGGGAGGUCCAGUGAAGAUGAUCGACUGUCACUCAGACGUGGUGCUCUGCAUGUCCUUCAACACUGACGGCAGCCUGCUGGCCACCAGCUGCAAGGACAAACACCUGCGUGUGAUCGAGCCUCGCUCGGGCAAGGUCCUGCAGGAAGCUGACUGUAAGAGCCACAGGGUGAACAGAGUGGUGUUUCUGGGCAACAUGAAGCGCCUGGUGACCACCGGAGUCUCUCGAUGGAACACUAGACAAGUGGCACUGUGGGAUCAGGAGGACCUGUCCAUGCCCAUCAUAGAGGAGGAGAUUGAUGGGCUUUCUGGGCUGCUCUUCCCUUUCUAUGAUUCUGACACACACAUGCUCUACCUGGCAGGCAAGGGAGACGGUAACAUCAGAUACUAUGAGGUCGGCACAGAGAAGCCCUACCUGCAGUACCUAAUGGAGUUCAGGUCCCCGGCUCCACAGAAAGGCCUGGGAGUGAUGCCAAAACAUGGGCUGGACGUGGCGGCCUGCGAGGUGUUCCGCUUCUACAAGCUGGUGACUCUGAGGGGCCUCAUCGAGCCCAUCUCCAUGAUAGUGCCACGAAGGUCCGAGACAUACCAGGAGGACAUCUACCCUAUGACAGCAGGCACAGAACCAGCCCUCACUGCAGAUGAGUGGCUGAGUGGGAUGGACAGAGAGCCAGUGUUGAUGUCCCUAAAGUCUGGAUACAAGCGCCCCUGCCAGAAGGCCUUCAAGGCCCCUGUGAGGGAGAGGAAGACCAUGGUGAUGAAUGGCCUGCUGGAGAGUAUUCCACCCAAGACAGAGAACGAGCUCAUGCGCACGUUCUUCAGGCAGCAAGAUGAGCUAAAGAGGUUGAGAGAGGAGCUGGUGCAGAAAGACGUUAGACUCCAACAGCUGGAGCUGGAGCUCAACAACCUGCGGAACAACUCCAACAAACUGUGACCUUUGACCUGGCUGACCCCUGACCUCCCCACUCUGACCUCCUGCCCACUCAGGGAGAGAGACCACUGGUGGCCGACUCCCUUCCCUUCUUCCCAAAGUGUGCACCCCGGGUGGAAACUCCCUCUGUCUAGUCCAUGCGGGUCCAGUGAGUGAGCCCGUGCUCACUUCUGGGAGAAGGGUAAGGAAUCGGAAGGCAACCUCUGUCACACUGUGUCCCUCACCCUGAGAGCGGGUCACCAAGCCCUGAACACUGCCAAAAAUAUACCCAGAACCACCCUACCUGGCUGCACCUCUUCAUCCCUUCUCCAUGUUCCAAAGAACUUCACCUCCUUCAGCAACAGAACCUUAGUAUGUCCCCAUUCAGCCAAAGCACCAAGACCAACUGUGGUAGAUAGCUCUGCUUAGAAUUUACUCAAGUUGACAGGAUCAGUUAUGUGGGGAGUGAAGCCAUUGUUUCCCUUUAACUUCAAGCAGGCUCUGUCCUCAAGACAUGAAAUGUCAUGUCUUGCGACUUGAAGGCCCUUGAAUAUGAGGACUUGUGAGGACUGUAGUUGCAUAGCAGGGGUAUUGCAGGUGUAUCGCUGGGUUGAGCAUGUGUAGUCUGUAGUCUCUGCAGUGGUCCUAUCGGAGGAUGGGGAAAGAGAUGAGGCAAUAGAGUGGUAACCAAGCCUAUUCAAACAGAUGGCUUGUCUAGUACUAUUCAUCCCAUACAUUAUUCAUCCUAUUACUUAUGACGAAUCUGCGAUAGAGCCUCAUCAUAUUUUCACUUUAUAGUUACAUUUCGCCAUUAAAUGAACAUUCUGACUAAAAAAAUAAAUAAAUACAUGAGCGCCAUGUUAGACGAAAGGCAAAAACAGACUUUAAAGCCAUAUUGGGUGACAAAUCUUUGCUGACUUGGUAGCAGGUUGACCACAACAUGAACAUGACUGAGGCUUUCCCAAGGUAGAAGGGACCCCUGAGGGAUGUGUGUAUGCCCCUCGACCACUGAGGGACCAUGUCCUCGCAGACGUCUGUAUGAAGUCGGUAGAGAUGCUCGCAAUUCACGUUGGCCACACGUAGCUACUGCGUGACCACUCUGUGGUCAUGUGUGACUACCGAUCAGAGGUAACUAGCAACGGCAAACACUUAUCAUUUGACUGUAUAAUACAGUACGCCCGUAACCGGCAAUGAUACUGGUAUAUUUAUAUUGUAGUACAUGAUGAUAGAACGAUAGGAGAGAGUAUUUAUUGCAAGUAAAACAAAUAAUGUCAUGUACGGAGAGAAAAAUGAUAGGGUAAGUGUAUUAAGGAUAUAGCCAUAGGCAGCAGUGGGUUUAGUAAGAUACCCAAGGUAAAUGUAUGACUGCUAGAGGAUGUUAUUUCUUAAUGACUGUAACAUAAUAUCAUAAUAUGUCUUCCUGAAGUUGCCCCUCUCCCUAAAUAAAUGCGUUGACACCAUAA
Molecule: messenger RNA, 3054 nt
Organism: Oncorhynchus mykiss (rainbow trout)
Lineage: Eukaryota; Metazoa; Chordata; Actinopteri; Salmoniformes; Salmonidae
Gene: coro2bb
Product: coronin 2Bb
Molecular function (GO): actin filament binding
Source: RefSeq, a predicted model, not a curated record